AUGGACAAAAGAUCCAAACAAGCCAGUCAUUCCAUGGUCAUUUUCUCGGUGUCAUUUUAUCUCACAACCGCACUUGUUAUGGUUUUUGUAAAUAAGUGGGUUUUAAACAGUGUAGCACUUCCCUUCACCUUACUUUUCUCACAACUUGUUACGGCAGUAAUACUUUUGCAUGUUUCAAGUCUUUUUGGUAUAGUACAAUUACCAAAAAUUCAAAAGGAUAUAUGUGUUAGAGUAUUACCGUUAAUUGCGAUCAAUGUAUUGGGAUUAAGUUUUAACACCAUCUGUUUACAACACGUUGAUGCAAGCUUUUAUCAAAUUGCACGUGCUUUAGUUCUUCCUUUCACAGUUCUAUUUACAUUCAUUAUCCUAAAGAAGAAAUCGUCAUCCAUGAUACUUUUAUCAUGUUUUAUUGUUUGCAUUGGAUUUUUUAUUGGAGUGUUAUCAGAAAAACAACUUGCAGUUUCACUUCUUGGUAUCUUCUAUGGUGUAUUCUCAUCAAUCACAACGGCAUUGCAUGCAAUUGUAAUAAAGAAAAGUCUGGUUAUUACAAAGGAAAAUACAAUGGACUUGGUUUAUUAUAAUAACUUGUUAAGCUUUGUUUGUUUCAUUCCUUUGAUUUUGUUGACUGGUGAAGAACGUCAAAUUUAUCAAAUGUCCUUUGAUUCUCUUCAUACCUUCUUGAUUGGAAUUGUAAUAACGGGAUUUUUUGGAUUUUUAAUCAACAUAGCAGGAUUUUUACAAAUCAAAGUAACAUCACCAAUGUCACAUAUGAUAUCAUCAGCUUUUCGUGGUGUAAUACAAACUGUUCUUGGAGCAACAAUAUUCAGUGAUAUUCUUACUAUUGGACGUGUCAUUAGUAUUGGUAUAAUUCUUUUAGGAAGUUGUUUAUACAUUUGGAUAAAAGAUUAUGAAUCAGAACAAAUUGAAAAAAAUCAAAGACAAGUGGAAGAAAUUGACAUGAAUGAAAAAGAUUUAGAAAGUGGUCAACAACUUCUUGAAAAAGAAGAGGAAGAUGAAGUUGUUGUUAACAAUAAUGAUUAUCGCCUCCUAGCUACUCAUGAUGAUAAAGAUUAA
Messenger RNA from Entrophospora candida, 1074 nucleotides. The record is from the annotation of a GenBank genome assembly. Lineage: Eukaryota; Fungi; Glomeromycota; Glomeromycetes; Entrophosporales; Entrophosporaceae.